UCUACUGUCUCGGUGAGGGUAUCGGUGAGGGUAGCACCAUAGCACCACCUUCUCUCUCUCCUGCAGGACCGCCUUUUGCUCUCCCUAACCCUCUCCCAACUCCGGGUUUGGGUCCGUGCUUCAAAUUUUGGACGCACUUUGGCCCCGAGAUCCGGCUACUUCCGAAUAUGAGUAGCCUGGUAGAGAGGCUUCGUGCUAGAUCAGAUCGGAAACCAAUAUACAACAUUGACGAAUCAGAUGAUGAUGCCGAUCUUUUGCCUGGAAAACAUGGGACAGCUCAUGAAAAGUUUGAAAAGAUAGUCAGGAGCGAUACGAAGGAGAAUUUAUGUCAAGCCUGUGGAGAAAGCGGGAAUCUUCUCUGUUGUGAAACAUGCACUUAUGCUUAUCAUUCCAAGUGCUUACUUCCUCCUCUGAAAGCUCCUCUUCCUGGCAACUGGAGGUGUCCUGAAUGUGUUAGCCCUCUAAAUGACAUCGAGAAGAUAUUGGACUGUGAAAUGCGCCCUACUGUUGCUGAUGAUAGUGAUGCCUCAAAGUUGGGAUCAAAGCAAAUUUUUGUAAAACAAUAUCUUGUAAAGUGGAAAGGAUUAUCUUAUUUGCAUUGCACAUGGGUGCCAGAGAAAGAGUUCCUAAAAGCUUUUAAGACGCAUCCUCGCCUAAAGACUAAAGUAAACAAUUUCCAUCGUCAAAUGGCAUCUAACAAUAACUCUGAGGAAGACUUUGUUGCCAUUCGACCUGAAUGGACUACAGUUGAUCGGAUUCUUGCUUGCAGAGGUGAUGAUGAUGAGAAGGAAUAUCUUGUGAAGUGGAAAGAACUUUCAUAUGAUGAAUGUUACUGGGAAUUUGAAUCAGAUAUUUCUGCAUUUCAGCCAGAAAUAGAGAGAUUUAAAAUAAUUCAGUCUAGGUAUACUAAGUCUAGUAAGCAGAAAAGCAGCCCAAAAGAUGCUAUGGAAUCAAGGAAGAAGCAGAAAGAAUUUCAACAGUAUGAACACAGUCCUGACUUUCUUUCUGGAGGCACACUACAUCCAUAUCAGCUUGAAGGAUUGAACUUCCUACGUUUCUCUUGGUCCAAACAAACUCAUGUAAUACUAGCUGAUGAGAUGGGACUUGGAAAAACUAUACAGAGUAUUGCUUUUCUGGCCUCUCUUUUUGAAGAGAACCUUUCUCACCAUUUGGUGGUUGCUCCACUUUCAACUCUGCGAAAUUAACGUGAAUUUGCAACAUGGGCUCCUCAAAUGAACGUCGUUAUGUAUGUUGGGUCUGCCCAAGCUCGUGCUGUUAUUAGGGAAUAUGAAUUUUACUUUCCCAAAAGCCACAAGAAAAUCAAGAAAAAGAAAUCUGGUCAAGUUGUUACUGAAAGCAAGCAAGAUAGGAUAAAAUUUGAUGUCCUUCUAACGUCGUAUGAGAUGAUUAACUUGGACUCAGCAUCCUUGAAACCGAUCAAGUGGGAGUGCAUGAUUGUUGAUGAAGGUCAUCGUCUUAAAAACAAGGAUUCAAAAUUGUUUUCUUCAAUGAAGCAGUAUUCAAGUAGACAUCGAGUGCUUUUGACUGGGACUCCUCUUCAGAAUAAUCUUGACGAACUUUUCAUGCUUAUGCACUUCCUUGAUGCUGGAAAGUUUGGAAGUUUAGAGGAGUUCCAGGAAGAGUUUAAGGAUAUCAAUCAAGAAGAGCAGAUUUCUAGGCUUCAUAAAAUGUUGGCCCCCCAUCUCCUUAGAAGAGUAAAAAAAGAUGUAAUGAAGGAACUUCCUCCUAAAAAGGAACUUAUUUUACGUGUUGAAUUGAGUAACAAACAGAAAGAAUACUACAAAGCAAUUCUGACUCGGAACUAUCAGAUACUAACUCGACGUGGUGGUGCACAGAUUUCUCUAAUCAAUGUGGUUAUGGAAUUGAGAAAGCUCUGCUGUCACCCUUAUAUGUUAGAAGGAGUUGAACCUGAUAUAGAAGAUACAAAAGAAUCUUUCAAACAGCUCCUGGAAUCAUCAGGGAAGUUGCAAUUGUUGGACAAAAUGAUGGUGAAGCUGAAAGAGCAAGGCCAUAGAGUUCUCAUAUAUUCACAAUUUCAACACAUGUUGGACUUGCUCGAAGAUUAUUGCACUUAUAAGAAAUGGAUGUAUGAGCGGAUAGAUGGCAAAGUUGGUGGAGCUGAAAGACAAAUUAGAAUAGACCGAUUUAAUGCCAAAAAUUCAUCCAGGUUUUGUUUUUUGCUCUCAACCAGAGCUGGAGGCUUGGGAAUAAACCUUGCAACUGCCGAUACAGUUAUCAUAUAUGAUAGUGAUUGGAAUCCCCAUGCCGAUCUACAAGCUAUGGCUAGAGCUCAUCGACUUGGGCAAACUAACAAGGUGAUGAUUUAUAGGCUCGUAACACGAGGAACCAUUGAAGAAAGGAUGAUGCAAAUGACUAAGAAGAAAAUGGUGUUAGAACAUCUCGUUGUUGGGAGGCUGAAGGCUCAAAACAUUAACCAGGAAGAGUUAGAUGACAUCAUAAGGUAUGGCUCAAAGGAGUUAUUUGCUGAUGAGAAUGAUGAAGCAGGGAAAUCCAGACAAAUUCAUUAUGAUGAUGCAGCAAUAGAUAGAUUACUUGACCGUGAACAUGUUGGAGAUGAAGACGCUACAUUGGAUGAUGAAGAAGAAGAUGGGUUUUUAAAAGCCUUUAAGGUGGCAAAUUUUGAAUAUAUUGAUGAAGCAGAGGCUGUACCAGAGGAGGAAGCACAGAAGCCAACUGUUGACAUUAAGACUACAACAAGCAAUUCAGAAAGAUCAAGUUACUGGGAAGAGUUGUUAAGAGACAGAUAUGAAGUGCACAAAAUUGAAGAGUUCAAUGCUUUGGGCAAGGGAAAGAGAAGCCGAAAGCAGAUGGUAUCUGUUGAAGAAGAUGACCUAGCUGGUUUGGAAGAUGUGAGCUCUGAUGGUGAGGAUGAUAACUACGAAGCCGAGCUGACCGAUGGUGAAACAACUGCAACAGGAGCUCCUUCUGGGAGAAAGCCUUACAAAAAGAAAUCUCGUGUGGAUGGCACCGAGCCACUUCCUUUGAUGGAAGGUGAAGGGAGAUCAUUCAGGGUACUAGGUUUCAAUCAAAAUCAGAGGGCAGCAUUUGUGCAAAUUUUGAUGAGGUUUGGGGUUGGUGAUUUUGACUGGAAGGAGUUUACGUCUCGUAUGAAGCAGAAGACCUAUGAAGAAAUAAAAGAUUAUGGGGUUCUCUUCUUGUCUCACAUUGCUGAAGAUAUAACAGACACCCCAACCUUUUCAGACGGUGUUCCUAAAGAAGGACUCAGAAUACAAGAUGUGCUUGUUAGGAUUGCAGUUCUGAUGCUAGUAAGGGACAAAGUGAAGUUUUCAUCAGAAAAUCCAGGCACUCCACUUUUCACUGAGGACAUCAUAUCUCGGUACCCAGGGUUGAAGGGUGGAAAAUCUUGGAAGGAGGAACAUGAUUCAUUAUUAUUGCGUGCUGUACUGAAGCAUGGGUAUGGAAGAUGGCAAGCUAUUGUUGAUGACAAGGAUCUGAGGAUUCAGGAGGUGAUUUGUCAAGAGUUAAAUCUCCCCUUCAUAAAUCUACCUGUCCCAGGACAAGCUGCUUCCCAAGCACAAAAUGGUACAAAUACAGCUAAUGCAGGAGCGCCUGGCUCCCAGUUAAAGGAAAAUGGUGGUGGGAAUGAUAUAGCAACUGAUGCUGCACCUGGAACUGCUGAUGCUUCAAACCAAGCACGGCUACAUCAAGACCCUUCUAUACUACUUUACUUCAGAGAUAUGCAGAGAAGACAGGUUGAGUUUAUCAAGAAAAGGGUGCUUCUCUUGGAAAAGGGACUCAAUGCAGAGUACCAGAAAGAAUACUUCGGUGACGUGAAACCAAACGAGACUGCUAGUGAGGAGCCUGAAAAUGAACCUAAGGUUACAAAUAUGCCAAGUCCCAAUGUGGAGGUUGAUACCCAAGUGAUUGAUCAAUUGCCUCAAGUAGAAGCAAUAACUACCGAAGAAAUUGCUGCUGCUGUUUGUGAUGAUGACCGAGAUCGAUUGGAAUUGGCUCAGCUUUAUAAUGAGAUGUGCAAGAUUGUAGAGGAAAACGCCCAGGAAUCUGUUCCGACAUCCUUAGCAAACCAAUCUGUGACGAGUGUCAACUUGGGAAAGAAACUCCGGCCGUUGGAAAGCAUCUAUGAAGACGUAAAUCGCAUUCUCUCUCCUGCACAGACAAAUCCCCCUACUUCAGAACAUCCAAUGAAUACGGGGCAACAAUCACAAGUUGAAUCACAGAACACCAUUUCAGGCACUGGAUCACCAUCUAUGCAGCAAGAAGGCCACAGCCCUGCUUCCAUGGUGGUAACAGAGAUGAUGGAUGUAGAAACAGAACCUCUAAACGAAAGCAGCAAGUUGGAGUCAAACCCAGACCAAGACCCAAACCAAGCAAAAACACAGAGUGAGUCGCCUCUUAACGUUCAACCUUCUACAGAUCAAAGUCGUCCAACGGCAGAAAAUGCAAGUUUGCCUGAUAUAUCUGCGGACAAUGUGGAAAUGGAAGAAAGGAAAGACGAAGCUAUACCCAACGGAAGCACAGAGAAAUCAGAGCCGGGGGUCAUUAUUUUGGAUGACUGACACAUACAUGUAACAUCACUAAGCGGCCCAUUCUUACCCAUUUUCAUGAUGCAUUGCUCUCUGUAACAUUUAACAAUUUUUACCUGAAACCAAAUUAAUUUUAAUGGAACUUCAUCG
Messenger RNA from Juglans microcarpa x Juglans regia, 4697 nucleotides. RefSeq names its product CHD3-type chromatin-remodeling factor PICKLE. Gene Ontology annotation, biological process: chromatin remodeling; negative regulation of transcription by RNA polymerase II. Gene Ontology annotation, cellular component: chromatin; nucleus. Gene Ontology annotation, molecular function: ATP hydrolysis activity; ATP-dependent chromatin remodeler activity; chromatin binding. The record is from RefSeq and is a predicted model, not a curated record. NCBI's taxonomy places the organism in Eukaryota, Viridiplantae, Streptophyta, Magnoliopsida, Fagales, Juglandaceae.